GUCUGCGGCUGCAACAAUAAUCCAUCUGAAAGGCGGCUCCGCUGGGGGGAAAACUGACGAAAAGCGGGCGAUUGAGGAGAAACACCCCGGAGUCAGAGAUCCGGGGGAAGGAUUAGGAGGAGAAGCGUCGGAAUAAUCCUUCCUGGAGGUUAAUCUGGGCGCCAUAUUGUUUGUUUUCCCGGAUGUUUUGACGCUUAUACUAGCUUGUCUCCCCCCCAGAGUUGUUUAUUUUUUAUUUUUUUAUUAUUAGUGUUGAUUUUUUUCUCCUCGGGUGACUGAGCUCCAACAGCAGCCGACAUGGAGAGCCUCUACAAGCGGAAAAUGUUCGCCUCCAUGAGGAAGACCAAGGUGGCCGCCUCCAAGAAGCGCCAGAUCGGCCUCCCCGCCUCCAUCCUGGACGACAGCGACGAAGGCUCCUUCUCCUCCUCCUCCUCCGGCUCCCAGUCGGACUUCCAGAGCUCCCGGGAGGAGGACAGCGAGCAGGGGGACCGGGACUGGAGCGAGUCCGGGGGGAGCUCCAGCGACGACAGCCGCUCGGUGAGCCGCAGGAAGCGCUCCUUCCUGGGGGGAGACGACAGCUCCUCUUCCUCCAGCCCAGGGGGAGAGGAGGAGGAGGAGGAGGGCAGGAGCCAGCCGAAGAGGAGCGCACCGCCCAAGAAGAGGAGCCGGCUGCAGAGGCAGGAGGAGUCGGACACGGAGCAGACGGAGCAGGAGCGGAAGGAGGAGGCGGAGAAGGAGAAGAGGAGGCAGAGGCACAACAAGCUGCUGGCGCUGUCCAAGAGGAUGAAGGCCCGGGUGCCCAGCAGGAGGCGGGGCCGGGUCAAGCAGGGUUCUGACGACGACGACGACGAGGAGUCUAAAGACGGCGAGGACAAAAACGGCGCUGACCCACGAGGAGCGGAGCCGGAGAAAAAGGGCGGAGACAAAGGAGCGCAGGAGGAGAAGAAGAAGGAGAAGAAGAAGGAGGAGGAGGAGAAAGAAAAGGUGGAGGGGAAAGAGGAGGAGGAGAAGCAUUAGAACCGAGCCAAUCCAGAGUCCGAACGCAGAACCUAAAAACCCAAAACUUGCUUUGUUCUCUGUUUUUCCUCAUGGAUACAAACCGGUGGUGGAUUUUUACGACAUGGAAGAGAGUCGGUUCUGACCCGGUUCUGACCCGGUUCGGCGGGCGGUCCAGUCGCCCACCGAUG
This is a messenger RNA of Fundulus heteroclitus (mummichog), 1187 nucleotides long. RefSeq names its product cilia- and flagella-associated protein 251-like. Bases 298 to 1017 code for a protein of 239 amino acids. The record is from RefSeq and is a predicted model, not a curated record. The transcript is spliced from 2 exons. Lineage: Eukaryota; Metazoa; Chordata; Actinopteri; Cyprinodontiformes; Fundulidae.